Molecule: messenger RNA, 2514 nt
Organism: Daphnia magna
Lineage: Eukaryota; Metazoa; Arthropoda; Branchiopoda; Diplostraca; Daphniidae
Gene: APC4
Product: anaphase-promoting complex subunit 4
Exons: 3
Coding region: 26-2353 (775 amino acids)
Biological process (GO): protein K11-linked ubiquitination; anaphase-promoting complex-dependent catabolic process; positive regulation of mitotic metaphase/anaphase transition
Cellular component (GO): nuclear periphery; anaphase-promoting complex
Molecular function (GO): protein binding
Source: RefSeq, a predicted model, not a curated record
CGGUCUAUUAGGCUAUUAGUUUAAAAUGGUUUCGUGUAUGAUGAGGCAGAGCGAUGAGAAACACAUUCUUGGCACCGCUUCAACUGAAAUUCUUCUUUGGUCAUCGAGGCGAGAUCUUAUUGCCGUCUCUAACAGUUCUGGCGAAGUUUUUCUUCGUAGGCUAUCAUGGAGUAAAGUUUGGAAGCUUCCUAAAACCGGAGAUGGUGUCAAAGUCACUGCAAUUGUUUGGAGACCAGAUAGUGUAGUGCUUGCAGUUGGAUACAGCUCUGGUGACAUGACUCUUGUUGAUGUUGAAUCCGGGGAUAUUGUCCACACAUUUAAUCCAUGUGGGGAACCUAUUACAGCCCUUUCUUGGGAAAACAGUAUCGCCAGUUUGAACGAAGAGGCUGAAAAUCUUUUACUGCCAGAACUGCUCCCUCAGCCAUCAAAAGUGAAUUCUUCUAAACUUGAUUCAGGAUCAAUGCUGGAAGGUGAUAAAGACUUGAAGAAUGAAGAGCUGCUGAGCCUUUUGUGGAUUGGUCUUAAAAAUGGGUUAGUUUAUGGGUAUGCAUUUGGAUUGUUUCCUUGCUGCCUUCUUAAACUCUCCAAACUGAGUGGUAUGAACGAAACGAUUGGUGCUGUUCGAAGUAUUUGUCCCAACGGAGACCAUAGCCAGCUGUGCAUACUAGCCGACCUUCGAGCUGGACGCUCGGAGGUGCUUCUGAUGACAGUGGACACUCCAUUGAUAACAUAUUGUUUGAAGGAAUUAUAUGGUCUAGGAGUUCUCUAUCGACAGAUAACCGGACUUAUGGAUUGUCUAAUUAGUGCCCAGAAAGCUCUUCAAGAAGCAUGGGAAGAUGCACUAGUCGAUUUGGAGUCAAAAAUGGUUCGGUAUGACAAUAACGAUGGCCAAAGUAGCUUAUCCGUAGAUUUGAUGGAGCUUCUGAUGUUUGGCCAUGCUGGUAUUAAACUAGAGAAAUUUCUAGUAACCGAUUUGACCGAUAAAGGUCUCAAACGUAUCGGACAAGCUGUAGAAUUAUCCUACAGCAACAUGCAGAAACUGCUCGUUAAACACAUUGUAUGUGCCAACUACCAAUUAUCGCAUUAUUUGACUCAACUUUGCGGGUUGGCUAAACAAGAAGAUCGUUUCUCAUGCCUCGGCCUUCAAGUGAAUUUGUGUUUGAGUGCUUGUCGGGCUGCCGGUUCCUUUACAGCCAAGACAGCUGAGCUUCAACAAGUAAUAGAUGGUUCAAUCAAGUACCUCAAAACUUUUUUCCGCUGGCUAUACGUGACUAUCCUUCGACUUUCGGAUGAACCCAUCCCACCUGAACUUGCUACAAGUACCCAGCAAGACGUGCGAUUUAUCGCCAACUUCUUGGCAAAAGAUUUCGAAACAGACGGACAGGUGCGCCUGGAUCGUAUUGGACAGUAUUUAAGAAACGAAUCAUUGACUUCUAUCACCAGCUCUAAAACUCGCCCUUGGGAUAUGUUGGCAGAAGCGUGUCAGACUAUAACGAAUUUUCCAGAUUCCGACCUCUUCCAGCCACGAGCUGAACGGUCUCUUGUCCAAGAAUUUACUCAUUUGGAACAACAGGUCAAAGCUAGUUUUGAAGCCAUUCCUUCAGCCGUGGGACAAACUGCGUCCCUGCCGUUCAUGACCAAUCUCACUCUAGACUGUCAAAGUGAUGGCCUAGAUAAGAUCAAAAUCACUUCACGGUCCAUUAACCAACCUAAAGACCGCUGCAACUUGAUUGGCCUAACUAAUUCAGCCACUCCUUCAUCAGGGUUUUAUUUGUUUGAAUUCGCUUCGGAGAAGGAACGCAAGAAUUUGACGCGGGCAGCGUUCUUCUCCUUUAGAAGGUGCGACCAUCUACCGCCUGGUGAAUAUAAGCUUAGUGACAUGCAGUUUUAUAACAACGAGGUUAUGUCGGUAUUACUUUUGACUGAAGAAAACACGACCAGUAUCUUCCUACAACUUAGCCUAGCCCUAUUGCGCGAACAAUUGGCACCCAUCAUGUCACGACGAGGACCAUUUAACUCGUCAUUCCAGACGGAACUUUUUGCUUCGUCAGUACUUAGCCAAAGCAACCUACGAUCGGUAGAUGUUAAUACCUUUAUAGAAGCUAGUUCGUUCCGCGUCUUCAACGACUUUCAAGCUACUGCCCUCGGGUUGUCUUCGAGUCGAAAAGUAGCAGCCAUCUUUUCUGCAGCUAAACGAAAAGUUCGCAUAUUUGACAUGGAAGUGGAAGAAGAGGAAGAUGUCGAAGACGAGGAUCAAGACAUCGAAGAUGUUUCAGACCUGUCCCAAGAGAUAUCAAAAGAUGGAGGAAACCAGAAAGACGUCAGCGAUGUAGAUAUGGCCGUCUCUCCCUGAAUGGCACAUGCUCUUUCGCUGACUAGACGAAGCCAUCCAUAUGCUCGUGAUGCCGCUCUCGGGAUAAGAGCUUCAACUCGACACCAUCCAGACUUAAUGCAUCUUGUAGCUGAAUUUCGACGUUGUACGCAUUUGCCUAUAAAUACACAUGUUAAUAGAAA